This is a messenger RNA of Clupea harengus (Atlantic herring), 1161 nucleotides long. RefSeq names its product cation channel sperm-associated protein 4-like. The record is from RefSeq and is a predicted model, not a curated record. Lineage: Eukaryota; Metazoa; Chordata; Actinopteri; Clupeiformes; Clupeidae. Gene Ontology annotation, molecular function: calcium-activated cation channel activity; voltage-gated calcium channel activity. Gene Ontology annotation, cellular component: membrane; acrosomal vesicle; sperm principal piece. Gene Ontology annotation, biological process: transmembrane transport; sperm capacitation; sodium ion transport.
AUGCAGGGUGUGGCCGUGAUGCUGCACGUCAUCAUGCAGUCCCUUCCCGACUUGGCAAACAUCUUCUUGCUUCUCCUCAUAAUCAUGAUGGUCUUUGCUGUGUUCGGAGUGAAUUUGUUCAGCGCCUCUGUGCCAUCGGCGUUUGGCGACCUCACAGUAGCCCUCUAUACCCUCUUCAUCUGCAUCACUCAGGACGGAUGGAUGACUAUCUAUAAGGAGUUCCAGCAGAGUGGAGCCACACUGCUAUACGGUGCUUCAUUGUACUUCUUCAUCUUCCUCACUCUUGGCGCGUUCAUCUUUGGCAACCUCUUCGGCGCGGUGGUGACCACCAACUUAGAGAUGUGCAUGGCAGAACUUGAUGAAACAAAAAGUGGCAACGAUAAUGCGCUUGCGCUGAACCAGCCUGAGGACGGUGUUAGUAUAACGGACACUAGAAUGGUCCAUUGCGAGGAAGUUGUGGCCAGAACCAGCAUGACCAAGAGGCAGAAGCCAUGGAAGGGAAGUUGCCUGGAAAACCUGAGGGUGGACACCUUUGAGGACCUUACCCUUGUCCUGUCUGCUAUGCAAAAGAACAUGAAGGAGUACAAGGAAAUACGGCAGGAGCUGGAGAAGAUUGUUGAGGCGGUGCACAGUCUCCCCUUCAACAGAGAACAGGAAAAUGCUGUGCUCAUGCGAGACCAUAACGCAGCAACCAUGACAGACAGCUUCCUGAAGAAUGAGGUCGCCACGGGACGCACUGGAGACAUGCUGUCCACUCUUAUAGCACUGGAGAAGGCCCAUGUCAUUGACUCAGGCACGGACUCCCCAGCUGUGUUCCAGAGGGGCUUGCGCCAUGAAGCUAUGCGGCGGAUGUCCAUGGACUCAACAAACAGCAGCGCAGUCCCGCAUUCCUCAUAAACAAAAUACCCAGCACCCAAAGAUACAACCAGGCACAAAUAAGGCACUGUUGCAAGAUUUACCGCCUCACUAAAAAUAUACUAUAGACUCGUGAUAUCUUAUGUACUUGGGUUAACAACAUCUGUGAUAGGGUACAUGGUGUGAAACUACACACUACACUCCUUGAAGAUGUUUAUGUGGAUUUAAUGUUAUGGUUUGGACAUUAUUCAUUUUACAGAGUACUGUUUAUAUUGAGGAGCCACAAUAAAUCUGUUUACAUCACAA